GAAUUCAGCAUACAAUUAAAAUAAAAUGACCUCCUGGAGUGAUCGAUUACAGAAUGCAGCAGAUAUGCCUGCCAACAUGGAUAAGCAUGCCUUGAAAAAGUAUCGGCGAGAAGCCUUUCAUCGGGUGUUUGUGAACCGAAGUUUAGCCAUGGAAAAAAUAAAGUGUUUUGGUUUUGAUAUGGAUUAUACACUUGCUGUGUACAAGUCCCCGGAGUAUGAGUCCCUUGGCUUUGAGCUUACUGUGGAGAGGUUAGUUUCUAUUGGCUAUCCUCAGGAGCUGCUCAGCUUUGCUUAUGAUUCUACAUUCCCUACCAGGGGACUUGUCUUUGACACGCUAUAUGGAAAUCUUUUGAAAGUUGAUGCCUAUGGAAAUCUCUUGGUCUGUGCACAUGGAUUUAACUUCAUAAGGGGACCAGAAACUAGAGAGCAGUAUCCAAAUAAGUUUAUCCAACGAGACGACACUGAAAGAUUUUACAUUCUGAACACACUGUUCAACCUACCAGAGACCUACCUGUUGGCCUGCCUAGUAGAUUUUUUUACUAAUUGUCCCAGAUACACCAGCUGUGAAACAGGAUUUAAAGAUGGGGACCUCUUCAUGUCUUACCGGAGUAUGUUUCAGGAUGUAAGAGAUGCUGUUGACUGGGUUCAUUACAAGGGCUCCCUUAAGGAAAAGACAGUUGAAAAUCUUGAGAAGUAUGUAGUCAAAGAUGGAAAACUGCCUUUGCUUCUGAGCCGGAUGAAGGAAGUAGGGAAAGUAUUUCUUGCCACCAACAGUGACUAUAAAUAUACAGAUAAAAUUAUGACUUACCUGUUUGAUUUCCCACAUGGCCCCAAGCCUGGGAGCUCCCAUCGACCAUGGCAGUCCUACUUUGACCUGAUCUUGGUGGAUGCACGGAAACCACUCUUUUUUGGAGAAGGCACUGUACUGCGUCAGGUGGAUACUAAAACUGGCAAGCUGAAAAUUGGUACCUACACAGGCCCCUUACAGCAUGGCAUUGUCUACUCAGGAGGUUCAUCCGAUACAAUCUGUGAUCUUUUGGGAGCCAAGGGCAAGGACAUUCUGUAUAUCGGAGAUCACAUUUUUGGGGACAUUUUAAAAUCAAAGAAACGACAAGGGUGGCGAACUUUCUUGGUGAUUCCUGAACUUGCACAAGAGCUGCAUGUCUGGACUGAUAAGAGUUCACUUUUCGAAGAACUUCAGAGCUUGGAUGUUUUCUUGGCUGAACUCUACAAGCACCUUGACAGCAGCAGCAAUGAGCGCCCAGACAUUAGCUCCAUCCAGAGACGUAUUAAGAAAGUAACUCACGACAUGGACAUGUGCUAUGGGAUGAUGGGAAGCCUGUUUCGCAGUGGCUCCCGGCAGACCCUCUUUGCUAGUCAGGUGAUGCGCUAUGCUGAUCUCUAUGCAGCAUCCUUCAUCAAUUUGCUAUAUUACCCAUUCAGCUACCUCUUCAGAGCUGCCCACGUCUUGAUGCCUCAUGAAUCAACAGUGGAGCACACACAUGUAGACAUCAAUGAGAUGGAGUCCCCACUUGCCACCCGGAACCGCACGUCAGUGGAUUUCAAAGAUACCGACUAUAAGCGGCAUCAGUUGACACGGUCAAUUAGCGAGAUUAAACCUCCCAACCUCUUCCCACUGGCCCCCCAAGAAAUUACACACUGCCAUGAUGAAGAUGAUGAUGAGGAGGAGGAAGAAGAAGAAUAAGGAGGAAAACCAAAACUCUGAGCACCCAUUAAACAAGUUUAGAGGACUCACAGGAGAAAAGGAUGUUCCUAUUUGGGUUCUGGUCGGGGGAGGGGAGCUCCCUCAAAGGUAGAUCUGGAAAAUUUCUGAAGACUUGAAAAUAUUCUAAUCAUAGGGAGAUACUUUUGUUUUAGUUUGUGUGUCUGUACUCUUUGCAGAUGGUUCAAAAUAGUAAUGGAGAAUGUAUUGGAAGAAAGUAAGGGUAAACCCAGGCUGAAUUGCAUGCAGAUGGCUCCAUCGUGGCUUGUGACACUGUUUCCUUGUCUUGUUUCAUCAUCAUUAUGUUGUAGUGUAUCUGGAUACACUAAGGGUGGUGCAGGGUCUCAGAGAAAAGGAGGAUGGGAACAGGUGAUCCAAAAAUACUGUUAUGUUACAAAUUGUGCUUUUACUCCAAAAUUCAUCUUUUUCAGUACAUUACACAGUAUUGUAUAUCUGUGGUGAAAUAUAUUGUUUCCAUUAUCAUAUGUAGUUUUCUGUUAAGGUCAAGGUUCCUUUUACAAGCCUUGAAGUGUCCUCAGUAACUCUGGUAAGGCUGCUGUCUGUCAUUGGCUUUGCAGAACUGUUCUCUGCUUGCUAUAGGGCUGGUCUGAAAUGGACUGCAACGAUUUCAUUUUGAGGCAAAAGUCUUCAUCCAUUUCUACAUUUUUUUGAUGGAUAGCAAAAAUGCUUAUGUUAUCCAAAAACAUUUUUUCGUCUGGGAUAAAUCUAUAGAAGAAUGUAGCUGAAAGAAGACAAGGGAGCAAGCCCCCUGAAAAGAAAAGGAGGAACCUUCUUAAAUUACAGCAGAAGUGACUAAAAUUCAUUAGUGUGGACUACGUAGUGUGGCUCAUGCUACCCCAUUCCAGCCUCCUCUAUCUUGUAGGGUUGAUUGCUGUAUUUCAGAGUGAGCAUUAGAGGAUGGGAAGAGGGCUCUGUAAGCCAGAACCUUACUAUAAAGCAAAGGGCACAAUCUGUGUGAAUAAAUUCACUUCAGAAUCCCAAGUGAAA
This is a messenger RNA of Ceratotherium simum simum (southern white rhinoceros), 2731 nucleotides long. The record is from RefSeq and is a predicted model, not a curated record. Lineage: Eukaryota; Metazoa; Chordata; Mammalia; Perissodactyla; Rhinocerotidae.